Molecule: messenger RNA, 468 nt
Organism: Pyricularia pennisetigena
Lineage: Eukaryota; Fungi; Ascomycota; Sordariomycetes; Magnaporthales; Pyriculariaceae
Exons: 2
Coding region: 1-468 (155 amino acids)
Source: RefSeq, a predicted model, not a curated record
AUGUGGCGGAUUUCAGCCGUCCUGCAGAUCGUCUUGUGUCUCCAGGCGCGCGCGGCUGUCACACAACCAGAACAGCCGCUGAUUGCGUUUAACGUCAUGAACCUCACGGCCAAGGCCGAGACGCUAAGCCACCGUGUUGAAUACAACUUCCUCGUCCAGACGUCGCGCUCGGCUCCAGUGGUGCAGUGCAACGCGCUGCAGACCAACCUCAACGAGUCCUUGUCCAACGUCUCCAUGACCAGCUGCGACUCCAACUCUGGCCUUUCCUUCUCGUGGCGGCAGUUCGGCGACGGCCACGCCGAGCUGAUGCUGCUCCGCAAGGUGUCCGACACGCUGCCCGUCAGGGACGUCGGCGUCCACCCCAUCAGCAGCGAUGAGAUCGGCGAGGUGGCUUCCGGCACUCAGUUUGAGCACCAGGCGUACCUGGGGCCAACCAACUUUACCGUUCCUGCUGUGAGGGUGUAUUAA